This is a messenger RNA of Cygnus atratus (black swan), 3305 nucleotides long. RefSeq names its product decaprenyl diphosphate synthase subunit 2 (gene PDSS2). Gene Ontology annotation, molecular function: prenyltransferase activity. Bases 133 to 1263 code for a protein of 376 amino acids. The transcript is spliced from 8 exons. The record is from RefSeq and is a predicted model, not a curated record. Gene Ontology annotation, biological process: isoprenoid biosynthetic process; ubiquinone biosynthetic process. Gene Ontology annotation, cellular component: transferase complex; mitochondrion. Lineage: Eukaryota; Metazoa; Chordata; Aves; Anseriformes; Anatidae.
GCUGUGCGACGCUCAAAAUGGCCGCCCCCAGGGCGCCCCGAGCCCGCCGCCAUCCGCCGCCGCGGGGCUGAGCGGGGGGCUCGGGCAGCGAGCCGGGACGGGGCCGCGGAGCCCCGCCGGGCCCUCGGCGGGAUGUGGGGGGCCCUGCUGCGGCUCGGGGGCCGGCGGGGGCUGUCGGGGGGCGUCCCGCCGCCGGCCGCGCCCUGGAGCCAGGUGGUUUCGGAGGCCGAGAAGAUCGUGGGGUACCCGACGUCCUUCAUGAGCCUGCGGUGCCUGCUGAGCGACGAGCUCAGCAACAUCGCCAUGCAGGUCCGCAAGCUGGUGGGCACCAAGCACCCGCUGCUCGACACCGCCCGGGGUUUUGUGUACGAUAGCCGAAACAAUUUACAGAUGCGAGGUUUGGUCGUAUUGCUCAUUUCCAAAGCUGCUGGACCCAGCACAGCAGAACUCUCUUUCCAGCACAACAUGGUCAGUGGGAUUUAUUCCAGUCAAAGAAGUCUGGCAGAGAUUACAGAGCUGAUCCACACUGCCUUUCUGGUGCAUCGUGGCAUAGUAAAUAUCGGUGAGCUCAAGUCCUGCGAUGGUCCACUGAAGGAUAUGCAGUUUGGGAAUAAAAUGGCUGUUUUGAGUGGAGAUUUUCUUCUAGCAAAUGCUUGCACAAGCCUUGCUCAGUUGCAGAAUACCAAGGUUGUGGAGCUCAUAUCAAGUGCUAUUGGUGACUUAGUUCAAGGUAUAUACUAUGAAAACUCAAAAUCAUCUGAGGAGAACUGUCUUACAGAUGACAUCGGAAUAUCUACAUGGAAGGAGCAGGUUUUCCUGUCACAUAGUGCCUUGCUGGCAAAGAGCUGCCAGGCUGCAAUGGAACUAGCAAAGCACAGCGCUGAGAUUCAGGACAUGGCAUUUCAGUAUGGAAAGCACAUGUCUAUGAGUCAUAAGCUACAUUCGGACCUUCAGCCAUUUGUUAAAGAAAGUUCUAGUGACAUCAUGGCCUUCAGUUUGAAUUGUGCUCCUGCAGUCCUUCAUCAGGAAUUCCUUGGAAGGGAUGCAUGGAUUAAACAAAUCAGAGAGGCACAAGGAAAAGGAAAUAUAAUGGACUACAAGAAGCUGCAAGAAGCGAUCAAGGCUGGCAAAGGUGUGACUUCUGCCAUCGACCUGUGCCGUUGCCACGGAAACCGAGCGCUGGCGGCCCUCGAGAGCUUCCCUCCCUCGGAGGCCAGAGCGGCCUUGGCCAACAUCGUCUACGCCGUCACCAGGUUCUCCUGACGCCGUUGCCGGAGCCAGCCUACGCGCGGCGCUGGGGACACGCUCCCCGUGCCGCACACCCAGCCCCGGCCUCCACACCGAACAAAAUUUAGGGGGCGGGAGGGGAGAGAAAGAAAAAAAAAAAAAAAAAAAAAAAAAAGGGAUGAAAUUAAAAAAAAAAAAAGUCAACCUGUUUUUUUCGCUCGUCGUGCCAGAAGCACACUUGAGGCUCUGCGCCGGUAGAAAUAAUUAAUGAGGCCCGUUUCCGUGACCUCGGCAAAUGGACAGGAAAUAAGUGCCUAUUGAUUGGGCACCGGCGGGGACGGCGCCAGGGCGGAGGCUGGCGGUUUUCCUGCCUGGGGAGGCCGGGAUGGAGGCAGGGAGGGAGGCCGGAGGGCGCGCAGAGGCAGGUGCCGCGCUCCCGGAGCCGGGAAUCGGCGUGCCCCUGUUUAUCGCCGCGAAGGGCAGCCCGGGGAAUCAGCGGGGGGGAAAACCCUUCAUCUGCCUGCAUGCGGCCGGUCGUGUCUCCCCACGCUGUUUUUAUGUAUUCGUAUGUAAAAUCACCCCGUGCCCAAUGCUUUCCCUCUUUGAGAAACUCGCUGAGAAAAUGUGUCAAGCACGGUAAGUAGGAGCUUUAAAAUAUUUAAUCAAAUAUUAAUUUGGCUCUGUUAAGGGAAGUGACUGCCUGGUUUUUAUACUGUGCAUACAAAAUGUGCUGCUCUGGGUCAAAGAACUGAGGUCUUUCCACUCUUCUUGGGGAAGGAAUAUCCUUCCCUGGGAUCAAGAAGUUUGUUUCAGCUCAAUCUUACACAAAGCAGUUUCCUAGAUUUGCCACACUUUCGUUGAUUUAAGCCAAAUAAAUGCUAAUUUCUAGGGCUAAAUGUCAUCUUUUGGCAGAAAGGGACGAGGAAUGUUCAGUCUUUCAUCACUCUGAAUAAAAUGGAGAAAACACUGGAGAAGUUUUGAACCUCAGUGCGUUGAAUUCUAAAGUCCAACUGCAGAAAGCUUGUAAGGUGUAUCAGGAGCCUGCAAUGCGAGACUGUCUCUAUUUUGUUCAUAGGAGAUGAUUUUUGUGGUUUGCAUGCAUGCAAUCCGAGAACGUCGUUGACAAGAAGGCUGAGUUUACAUAAAUGAUCUAGAUUGAGACUCAGCUACCUUUCUUCCUUCUGUGGUGUAAUUACAGCCCAAUCUGGAGACAGCUAGCACAGCAAACAGAUUUCAUUACAUCGUUCACUCAAACACUAAGUGGAGUUAUUUCUGUUAAAUUCUCUCCUCCCUCCUUCUCCCCCUGCACUCCUCCCCCCUCUGUCACACAGCUUAUUUAUCGUAGACCAGCGUGUUGCAUUCCACCGAAUGCAAAAUAUAAAUACAAACUGUAGCCUCUGAAAAUGUACUGAAAAUCUAUCCUGCAUGAUGUACAUAAUAUUCUGUGUAAAAUAUGCCUAUAUUAUACUGUAAUAUUACAUGUAUAAUAAGGACACUCGAGACAGUCAUUGUAUGGCAGCCGUGUCCAAAACUCAGGACUUGCUUUAUUUUGGAGAAUGUCUUCAGCACCAGACCCCUUCUUGCUUGCAUUUUCUUUUUUUUUGCCUGCCCUGGUUUUUUGUCUCUUCUCACCUCUGCCUGGGUUAGUGCUGCUGCCAGAGCAGGAAGGCUGGAGACAGCAGAGAAGCACCCAGGCAGUGGUAGUUGCAGGCAUCUGCCUGAGCAGAACCUGAGGGAACUUCACAGGUGAAAAUGUAAAUGGCUUACAUCGUCAGUGGGCUUGCAAGUAAAUAUUCAAAUUCAACCCCAGUCAUGUUUCAGGCAGCUUUUUUGGACCUGAUUUUUACUCAUUAAGGAUAGAAGGAGCCAUACAUUAUCUUUAUCUCAUAUCUACACUAAAUGCUUCAUAAUGAUUUACGGCUGCAAGGGGCUUGGGUCUGACUGGAGAUAUUCUGAGCCAUCUCUCCUCAGUUAUGUGAAAGAAAUAUCAAACAUAUGCAAAAAUCUCUGUACACCUGGUUUAUUUUUUCAUGAAAGUACACUUUUUUCUAUUUGUACUUUUUACUAAUAAAGACAAA